Postia placenta MAD-698-R-SB12 is the source of this 2017-nucleotide messenger RNA. RefSeq lists its product as hypothetical. Gene Ontology annotation, molecular function: biotin--[biotin carboxyl-carrier protein] ligase activity. The transcript has 4 exons. The coding region runs from base 1 to 1950 and encodes 649 amino acids. The record is from RefSeq and is a predicted model, not a curated record. Gene Ontology annotation, cellular component: cytoplasm. Gene Ontology annotation, biological process: protein modification process. NCBI's taxonomy places the organism in Eukaryota, Fungi, Basidiomycota, Agaricomycetes, Polyporales, Adustoporiaceae.
AUGAACGUUCUGGUAUUCUCCGGACCGGAAGUCCUCCCCCUUUCGCUCACGCAGUCGAUUACUAGCCUACGGUCCCUCCUCGUCCCAAACUAUGCGGUGCAAUCAAUCACCUCUCAAUCACUUCUCUCGCAUCCGUGGUCAGACAACUGCGCACUCUUGGUCUUUCCCUCUUGCCGGAAUGCCCUCUCCAACCCUAACAUUUCCGAUCGUGUGGAAUCGUACAUCACGAACGGCGGAGCGAUCCUCUCUAUUGGUGCCCGCGUGCGUUGCCGGACUCCACACGCAAAUUCGUCGAGGACUCUCGAAGGGGCAAUGUCUAACAUCAACCUGACUGGUGAGCGGCCUAUCCGGCUUUCCAGCAAAUCAUCGGACUGCACUGUAGAUGUUUUUCUGGGCAAUGCCGAUGCCCCUUCUCGGCUUGCCGCCGUCCGCACCAAUGAUGGAGAACCCGCGACACCAAUUGUCCGUCUCGGGUCCUCGAAUCUCAUAUCAGUGAAGGGAGACGAAGGCCUCGAGGUCGUCGCGCGCUAUGCUGAUGUAGAAGACGCGGGCAUCGCUGCAGCAGGAUGCCGUAUUGGGAAAGGUCGUGCAGUCUUCUGGGACAGUCUCAUUGACUACACGCUCACUGCAGAGCCUGCGACGUCUCUCUUGAGUAACUCCUCCCCACCGAUAUCACCCGAUGAGAUCGCAGCGGCGGAAGAGCAGCGAAAGGCUUUCUUGCGUCUCACCCUAAAAAGACUCGGGCUUGUCCCGCCGGAGCAAAAAUCAGCGGCCGCCAGCCCGCUGCCGCAGAUUCUAACAAGUGUGCCAUCUAAGGCGUGGAUCGUCGAACGGAUAUUACAUGCGCUCGAAAUUGUUUCACUGGAACAAUCAUAUACCUCGCAAGACAGUAACGACACAUUCGAAUUUCACGCAGCCUCUGAGGAGUGGAAAGUGCUCCAGGACGCACGAGAGUCGGCAACAGAACAGAUACAUCCAACCUCCUGGCAACCGAAAAUUGUGGUUGUCUGUAAAGACGGGGUGAUUCCACCCUCAGCGCGGACGCCACUCUUUGACAUACGCAAGUUCUACGACGAAUUGGACGCUGCGCGACGCUCUUCAAAGUCCUCUGCUCCUGCUGAUGGCUGGGGGAUAGGUGAAGCUUUGCUUUAUGGAGAGGUAGUCACGAGCACGCAGACCUUGCUCGACAAAAAUACGCGUCUUCUGUCCACCGUACCGGCUCCUCUCUUGUCGCUCGCUUCUCACCAGCUCGCAGGAAGGGGCCGUGGCGGGAAUAUCUGGCUGUCGCCGGCGGGUUGCCUUCAAUUUUCCCUUCUCUUGCGGGUGUCCCUUGCACAGCUUCCUGCGCCGCGACUCGUGUUCGUUCAAUACCUCUUUGGGCUCGCUGUCGUCCAGGCAUGCCGCCAGGAUGGCGUGCUGGGCUCAGAAGGGCACCAAAUACGCCUGAAAUGGCCGAACGACAUAUAUGCUGUCCGUGCCGACGGAGAGAAGCGCAAGGUCGGCGGUAUCCUUGUGAACACGAGUUUCUCAAGCGGCCAGGUUGAGAUCGUCAUAGGCUGUGGCUUGAACGUAUACAAUCCACCGCCAAUCCAGUCACUGCUCCAGCUUGUACCCGCCAAUUCUGACUUGCAGCUCAGCAUGGAGCGAACCGCUGCAAUAAUCAUGUCCACUUUCGAGACCAUGUGGGAGACUUUUCUCGUACACAAGGGCUCGUUUGCGCCAUUCAUGGACCUGUACUAUGAUCGGUGGCUGCACUCUGAUCAACUUGUCGAAUUGACCACGACGACCCCUCACCAGAAGGUGCGGAUUAUCGGGAUCACCGGGGACCAUGGAUUGUUGCGCACAAUGCCAGAGAGCGAUGGGUGGUCAAAUGCCGGGUCGUAUAUUGACCUGCAGCCCGACGGAAAUAGUUUCGACCUGAUGGCUGGCUUGAUAAAAACCAAAACGUGAAGUCAAGUAAUCUUUGUCGUUGGCCAAAUACAUCGAGUGACAAUAUGAAUCCAUCCGGUUGACUAUU